GUAGAUACUGAAUAGCACGUGUUCUUUCUUUUUCACUCGUUGAAAUCAUCAUAGUAUUGUUAAUUGUUGAUAUUUAAUUAAUACAUUUACAAUGAAAGUAAAAACUGUUCCGUCAAAAAAAAUGUCUUCAAAAAAACCUUUGGCAGGUUCUAUUCAAAAGAAAAAGUUUUCGAAACCUACUGGUGGUGUUUUGAAAAACAUAGUGAAAAUCACUGAUGCUUUUGAAGAGCUGAAGUCUGGCAAAGAUCUAACAGGGAUUUCUUGUUCAAAAGAGCCUAAACCCGUAAAAAAAAGUGCAGCCAAGGACAAAAUAAAACCCGAUGGUAAGGUACCAAAAAGUACGAUUGAUGUUAAGAAAAAAAAAGACAAAAAGAUUGUUGUGGAACCUAAACAGAAGAAACCUAAGAAAGAUAUAGUUGAAGGUGCACCAAAGAUGUCAAUGAAGUCUAAACUACUUGAAUCCAAACAAAUGACGGAAGUGAAUUCUAAUGAAAGUGAACCUAAACUUGAUAUAAAAAAAGUUGAAGCAGCUGUUAAUGGUCUUUUUACAUUAAUUAAAAAUGAUUCAAAUCUACCAAAAAAUGAAUUAUGGGAUGAAGCUACACCAAUACAUCUAGUGGUUACGGGAGUAAAAAUAGGAGUUGGUCCAAAACGUGUUGUUCGAAUAGCAUUACCAAAUUCACUGAUUACUGAUACAACAGAUAUAUGCCUCAUAGUACCAGAUCUUGUACGUGGUCGGAAUGUAGACCAUGAGAAAACAUAUCAUCAUUAUAAAGAUUUAUUGGCGAAAAAUGGGAUUAAAAAUAUUAAAACUAUUUUGCCAGCUAGACAAAUUCGAGUGGAAUUUAAUGAAUAUGAAGCUAGAAGAAAUUUGUGUAAUUCACAUGAUAUAUUUUUAAUUGAUCAGAAAAUAAGUGGAUUUUUGGUGAAAAAAUUAGGAAAAGAAUUUUAUAUUAAACGAAAGCUCCCAAUUACUGUUAAAUUAGCAAAAAAGCACUUGAAAGCUGAAAUAGAAUCAAAGUUACAUAAGACAUCUUUUUUCCUGGAUUACAAAGGCUCUACUAAAACAGUUCAAGUUGGUCAUAUGCAACAAACGGCUAAGCAAGUUGCUGAAAAUAUUGUAGCUACCUUUAAUAAUUUAGCACAUAGUUAUCCAGGUGGUCUAAAAAAUAUCAGGUGUUUGUUAAUUAAGAGUCCGACAUCUGAAUCAUUGCCUGUAUAUUAUUCACUGGUAUCUAGGAACGAAGUUAAUGGACCAUACACUAAAUCUAAAUUGUAUUCUAAGGAUAAAGAAGUUGAAGGUGAAUUGUUUGGAAAACGUGUAUUGGUAAAACCUAAUGGAGAUGUCACAAUCUUGUCGGGAUCUGAAGAAGAAUCUGAUUUUGAUGAUGAUGACGAUGACAAUGACAAAAUAAAAUCUAAUAAAAAAAAUAAUCAAAAUGACAGUGAAGAAUCUGCUGUUGAGGAAGAUAACGAAGAAGAUGAACAAUCUGAUGCUUCAAUAGAUCAAGAAAAUGAGAAGGAAGUAAUUAACAAUGAUGGUUUAGAAUCUGAUGAAUCUGAAGGUGAAGAUGGUGAUGAUGCUGAAGAAGAAUACUUAAUGGAAUUUGAACAAACAAAAAAAUUACAGUCAAAAAAGAAAAAGAAACAACAAAACGAAGAAACUACUGAAACAAAUCUAGAAAAGGUUAUUCCAGAUGUUAAAAAUAAAAAUAAAUCUCUGAAAAAUAAAAAUAAUAAAAUUCCUAAAGCAAUUAAAAAAAAGAAAUUAAAUAAGUAAAUAAUAUAAAGA
This is a messenger RNA of Rhopalosiphum maidis (corn leaf aphid), 1792 nucleotides long. RefSeq names its product ribosomal L1 domain-containing protein CG13096-like. The transcript is spliced from 11 exons. NCBI's taxonomy places the organism in Eukaryota, Metazoa, Arthropoda, Insecta, Hemiptera, Aphididae. The record is from RefSeq and is a predicted model, not a curated record. Bases 92 to 1780 code for a protein of 562 amino acids.